Emiliania huxleyi CCMP1516 is the source of this 1716-nucleotide messenger RNA. RefSeq names its product putative DEAD/DEAH box helicase. The transcript has 14 exons. The record is from RefSeq and is a predicted model, not a curated record. Gene Ontology annotation, molecular function: RNA helicase activity; ATP binding; RNA binding. Bases 1 to 1716 code for a protein of 571 amino acids. Lineage: Eukaryota; Haptophyta; Isochrysidales; Noelaerhabdaceae.
AUGCGUCGCCUGCUCGCUGCGCCUCGCUGGCAGCGAUUAGCGGCGCUGCCUGCGCUGCCGGUCGCGCAUCGGCCGUGCGCGCCUCUCCGCCGCGCCGCCUCCAGUCUCGCCGACCGCCCCGAGGACGCCGCCGCCGCCGCCGCCGCCGCGAGCGCCGGCAGCUUUGCGGAGCAGCACGGCAUCACGCUGACCGGCGAUCUGGGCGAGGUGGACGCGACGCCGGCCACGUCGUUCGCGGCGCUGCGACGCACCGUCGGCGGCGUCGACCAGCCGCUCCCCACCGCCGUCGCCCACUUCUUGCACAAGCGCGGGUUUGACGCGCCGAGCCCGAUCCAGGCGCAGUCGCUGCCGCUGACGCUGGCGGGGCGCGACGUGGCGCAGCAGAUCCACGAGGAGGCGAGGCCCCUCGCCGCCGCCUUUGGCUGCCGCACCACUUGCGUCUUCGGGGGCAUGCGAAAGUACCUGCAGGAGCGGGAGGCGGAUCGCAUGCUCGAUAUGGGGUUCGAGCCGCAGCUGCGGGAGAUCGUCGACCAUUUGCCCGCAGACGGCGGCCGGCAGACCUUCAUGUUUUCGGCGACGUGGCCUUCGGAGGCGCGCAAGCUGAAGGAGGAGAAGACUCCAGUGCGCAAGCUCGCGAUGGACUUUCUGGACGACCCGGUCCGGAUCAACGUUGGCGGGGAGGACGAGCUUGUCGCCGCUAAGUCGAUUGUGCAGCAGGUGCGGCUCUGCGACGCGCGCGGCGCCAAGCUGAUCGACUCUUCCGACCUGAUCGAGAAGAUGGAGGCGGCGAUGAAGGAGGAGGGCCACGGCAACGCGCGCUCCUCGCGCGCCUGCCACACCAUCGUCUUUGUCAACCGGAAGCGAGACGCGGAGAUGGUGGCCGAGUAUAUCGAGCGCAACGUCGAGGGCGUGCGCGCCGAGUCGCUGCACGGCGAUUUGCUGCAGGGCCGGCGGGACCGGGUACGCGACAACGUCAAGAGCGGUCGCGCGCAGGUGCUCGUCGCCACGGACGUCGCGGCGCGCGGCCUCGACGUGCGCACCAUCCGACAGGUCAUCAACUACGACAUGCCAAACAAUAUGGAGGACUACAUCCACCGCAUCGGCCGCACCGGCCGCGCGGGCGCGAGCGGCGACGCCAUCUCCUUCUUCCACCCGGAUGAGGACGCGGCCGUCGCCGGCAAGCUGGCGAAGGUGCUGCGGGACCAUGGGCAAGAGGUGUCCGAGGAGCUGCACGACCUCGUCAAGGCCAACUCGAGCCGCCGCUUCAGCACCCGCUCGUUCCGCGGCAACGGCGGGCAGCGCAACCGCCGCGGCGGAGGCUACCGCCGCGACGGCGGAGGCAACGGCGGCGCAGCCUACGCCACGCGGGGCCGCAACGGCGGAGGAGGCUACGGCGGCGGCUACGGCGGCGGCGGUGGCAGCUACGGCGGCGGCGGCGGAGGGCGCCAAGGUUCCCGCCGGCGCGACUUUGACCGCUUCGACGACGACGAUGGCUACGGCGACUUCGACCGGCGACAGGACAGCGGGUACGGCAGUGGCGGCGGCGGCGGCAGCCGGCGCGGCGGCGGGUACGGGCGGCGGGGCGGGUCGGGGCCCCGCGGCUCGGGCGGGUCGGGCGGCAUCCACUGCAAGACGUGCGACAUCAAGUGCCCCUCGCAGAACAUCGACUGGGUCGUGCCCGAGGGGGGCGGCGGGCCGGCGUACGCCGGCAUGUGA